Molecule: messenger RNA, 7417 nt
Organism: Tilletiopsis washingtonensis
Lineage: Eukaryota; Fungi; Basidiomycota; Exobasidiomycetes; Entylomatales
Exons: 3
Coding region: 250-7206 (2318 amino acids)
Cellular component (GO): mitochondrion
Molecular function (GO): oxidoreductase activity
Source: RefSeq, a predicted model, not a curated record
CGCAGCCGCUCCUUCCUCCUCUCCUCACCACCUCCCUCUUCGCCGACGAAGAGCGCCGCAGUCGCUGUCCCGUGCUGUGCUGUGCCGCUCCCUCGUACGACUGUCCGUCCCUCGCAGCCUGCCGCACGUCGCUCUUCUGUCUUGCCGGCGCCUAUUCAUGCCCCUGCAGCACGCCUAUCCUUAGCCCGGCGUCGAGCGACGACUCCUUCCACCCCGCAUAUCCCUUGCCUAGCGGCGGCGCUCGCCAAGAUGCCGCGCGGCCACUCCAUCCUCGACUCCAUCCUCAACCGGCCGUCGCAGACGUACACGGCGGACCCUGAGACGCCUUCGCGCAGCCGCGCGCCGUCGCGUGCAGGAUGGACGGCGCCGUCGGACCUGCCCAAUGCGCCCGGCUCGCCCAACAUCCUCUCGGGCUCCAUGUUCAGCCGCAAGAGCGGCACCGUGGGGCGCUCCUCGCGCGCCAACUCCGUCGCCGGCGGCGGCAGCUUGCGCAACUUUGGGCGCAGCUUCGGGCGCGGCCGCUCCAACAGCGUGCUCGACGACAACAGCAGCACCAUUGCCGGCAGCGUGGCCGACAGCAGCAUGGGCCGCAAGAGCCGCUGGUGGGACGCGGGAAGCUUGCGAGGCUUUGGCCGCAGCAGCCGCGCGCCGAGCAUCGCCGGCGACAGCAUCUUCAGCGAGCCCGAGCCGGCCGCUCCGGGCGCCUGGGACAAGAGCAUGGCCGGCAUUGGCGCGGGCACAAAAGUGCGGCAGGCGCCGCGCAGUGACUUUGGCGGCUCGCCGACUGCGGGCGUGCCUCGCUCCGGCAGCAGCAGCAUGCCGCCGCUGCCGCGACACGAUGCGCAGGCGCUGCGUGCCAUGAACGCCAAUGCCUCGCCUGGCCGGCUGCCAUCGAACGGCGUGGCUCCGCUGGGCAAGCAGGCGCCGAGCCUCGUGCGUCCGUCGCCGUCGAUGCCGCUCGGCAGCAGCCCAUCUGCCAUGGGCUCGCAGGCAGGCUCAGUCUCGGGCUCCGUGUCGGGACGCUCGAAGCGUCUGAGCGCCGUGUCGAAUCCGAAUCUCGCUGCAGCUGCCGCUUCUGGCUCUCCGGUCCGGAAGCGCCACGGCAGCGGCGGGCCUGCGACCUCGUCACAAGACUGGAAGGCCUUCAUCAACAGCAUGAACGGCACGGACACGGCGCAGGCGUGGGAGGGCAACAGUCUGGCCGCAGUCGCUGCACGCGCUGCGUCUCCGGCGCCGCCCGCUGAGCAGUUGGCCCGCCGGCGGAGUACUGCUGCGGCGCGAGUGCAGAAGGAGCUCGAGCAGGACGCGCUGUACGAGCAGACGCAGCGCGAUCCUGGCGUCAUCCACCAAGACCUCAUCGCGCGCGCUGCGCAGCAGGUCAUCGGGCAGAGCCUUCCGCCGCAGGAGCGGCCCGUCAGCGAGGCGCUCGUGCCGGGCAGCUUGCGGCCCGGAUCUGUCAUCCUCGACCCCGCUUUGGCAGUCUCGCAGCCGCCUGCCUCGGCCGCACUGCCGACACAUCCGCUCGAUGCGCAAACCCUUGCGCUGCAGCAGCAUGCGCAGGCCCUGGCGCUCCAGCAGCACGCGCAAGCUCUGCAGCACCACCUGCCGCCCGGCAGCCAGUCUGCGCUGCAGCAGCACACGAUCGCGCUCCAGCAGCACGCGCAAGUCCACGCGCAGGCUGUGCAGCAGACGAUGCCCCAGGUCGCUGCGCAGGCAGAGCCGCCGCGCAGCAUGUCGCCGCCGCCUCGCGCCAUGUCGCCGCCGCCGCGUGCCAUGUCUCCGCCUGCGCGUGCCAUGUCUCCGCCUCCGCGCGCCAUGUCGCCACAGCCGCCGCGGCCGAUCUCAGCGGCCUCUCUGAAUCGCGACCUUCCGCCAACGCCGCCAGACGGCGACUCGUCGGGCACGAUCGAGAGCGGCAGCGACGAGUCGAGCGAGGAGGACUCGAGCGACGAGGAGCGGCAGAUGCUCGACGUCGUCGCCGAAGAGGAGGAGGAAGGCAGCUCCAACGCCGGGCACGAGAUGCGGCCGCACCUGCCCUCGCCCGUCAAGCACUCGGCCUUCGAGUCGGCGAUCCGCAAGAGCGACGUCAGCGGCUCGUCGCAGGCCGCCGGUGCGCAGCGCGCAACAGCUGUCACGCCUGCUAUCAGCGUCGACGGGCCGGUUCGUGCUGCAGCGGACGACGAGGACAGCUCGAGCGACGACGAGUCCAUCAUUGCCCCUACGCGCAGCGCCGAUGCUGACGCGCCGCUUGCGGUCACCGCGCUGCUCAGCGCCAAGCAAGGCGUGGCUGGCGCGCCGGGUGCACCCUCGGCGCGCUCGCUCGGCGCAUCCUCGAAAGUGCGCAUCGCGCCGGAGGCGCUUGGCGCAGAUGGCAGCGACGACGACGCAGCAUCGGACGACACGUCGCGGGGCGCGGCAAGCACGCGCCCGCCCACGCUGCGCCGCCGCCUGUCUGACCUCAGUCUGGGCGGCUCGCUUGCCAUGAGUGCGAUGCUGCGCGGCUCGGUGGCUGGCGGCGCGUCCCGCACGGCGUCGUCGCGGCGCAUGCGAAUGCGCGACUCGGACUCGGACUCGGCCGGCGAGGGCGGCUCAGGCGACGACGCAGAGCUCAAGGCCCGGGCGCGCGCUGAUGCGGAUCGCCUGCGCAACCUCAAGGUCGGCGAUGACUUCUUCGGCGAGAGCCUCACUGGCCUCCUCGACCGCUUCGGCACCGCGAACUACUCGGACUCGACGAUUGAUCGCCUCGGCCUCGACCUCUCUGCCGCCAAGAGGCAGGCGAUGGCAGCUGGUUCCGCCACUGCAGCCGCUCCUGCUGGCAGCUCCACUGCUGGCGCGUCCGACGCGAUGAUGCAGGUCCGCCAGGAGCGUGCAGACGCCAUUGCUGCGGGCUCUUCCGGCGCGGCAGAGACGCGAAGCCUCGAGAGCGCCCUUGCCCCGAGCAUUGCGGCCGCCUGGCUGCUCGGCAUGGCUGCCGACGACAACCAGAGCAUGCGCAGUCGCCGCAGCGCUGCGAGCCGGGCGCAUCGCCGGGAAGAGUCCGGCGCCAGCGCCGUCUCGGCGUCGUCCUCAGCAGACAAGACGUCUACUGCAACGCACACGGGCCGCUUCCGCAGCCUCUUCUCGUCCACUCCUCGGGGCGGCGAAGCUGCUGCGCCCGUGUCGCCGCCGCGUCGGCAGAGCAUCAUGGACAGGCCGCGUGCCUCGAAGCCGCCGCAGCCCGAAUCGCUCGGCGGCCUGCCCAUCUCGCAGGGCAGGCUAGAGGCCGACUCGCCGUCUAAGCCCAAGCUCAAGGCGUCUGGCGAGGAUCUGCGCAGCACGCUGCCCGCCAGCAUGUCGUCGGCACUGCUGGCCUCCCCGACCCAGCGCACGAGCUCGCGCCUGUCAUCGAGCAGCAACAGCUCGACUCCCGCCUCGCCCGAGGCCACGGCCUCUGCGACGCUGAGCAAGGACAAGCCUGCGCCGGCAAAGUCGGCCCUGAAGCCGCUGCGCCACUCCAAGUCGCUCGCCGACACGCUCUUCUCCUUCGGCCCUUCGAAAGAGGAGAAGGAGGAGAAGCGCGAGAAGAAGGCCAAGGCGAAGGCUGCCUCGUUCGCCAGCGGCAAGACUGCCGGCGGCGAGGUGCCUGCCAGUCCGCCGUCGGCCUGGGCCAAGAAGGACAGCAAGAUCGCGAAGGCCGAACGCAAGGCUGAGCGGCAGAGUGCGAAGGCGGCCAAGUCUGUCGAGGCUCCCAAGCCGGUGAAGGCUCAGAAGCCCGUCGAGACGCCGAAGCAAGUGGACGCUCCCGCUGCCAUCGUGGCUGCCACGGCAGUGCCCGCAAUCGUGGUGCCGGCUGUGGCAGCCUCGAGCGCUCCGGCAGCAGCUGUUGCUCCUGCGGUCAGCGCGGACGCGCCGGUACGGGACAGGCCAUUGCUGCUUCCUCGCUCGACCUCGAUCGGGCCAGUCUCGCCAGGCAUGUCGGAGACGGACGGCGAGGAGCGUUGGGAGUCGGCCGACGAGGGCAACACGCCGUUCGCAGAGGACGACGAGCGGCCCAGCUGGCUCUCUCCCUCGCCGAACCGCGCUUCCACAGGCUCGUCUGAGCUGGACGCUCUCUCGGCCCCUACCGGCGCGCUGCCGUCGCUCAGAUCCGAGUACAUGGACGCUCGUGCCGAUGUGUCUGACGGGACCAUCAACGGCGACGACUCGCUGGCCUCGAACGGCACGGCGACGGGCAUGACCGAGUCGCACUUCUACACAGUCGGCGAUCUGGCGGCCGCCGCGCAGACUCCCGAGAAGGCUGCGUCGAGUGCUGCGACGAACGGCACGUCCAUCUCGCAUGCGCCCGUGCCAGUCGUCGCCCAGCGCGCCCCUCUCAUGGACGACGAGUCCUCCGGCUCGGACGCCGACUCGGAAGACGAGAGCGACGACGACGUCGCGAUGCCUCCCAGCACGCGGACGGCGAACGCAGCGCCGUCGAUCGCACGCGAGGCAGCACUCAGCCCGCCUCCGUCGUCCGAGCUGUGGUCCGGCUCGAGCGCGGCAAGCACCGUCUUGUCGACGCCCGGCGCCUCUGACAUUCUCGUCGAGCGCAAGCCGCUGGCAGAGCGCCGCAUUGACUCGUCUCCCUCGCGCGAGAACGGCUUCCAGCUGCCGGGGCCGGAGAAGCGUCUGCCCAUGCCGCCGGCGCCGAGCUUCGAGGACAGCGUCGCCAUGCCGCCGCUGCACGACGAUGCCACUCCGCUGGCCGUGCCGCGCGGCGAGCCCUCGUACGGCUCGGUCAUCACGCCGCGCGGCGACCGCUCUGAGCCGAGCUUCGGCGCAGCUGUGGUGAACGUCAACCUGAUUCCGCCGACGCCGCCAGCUCUGGAGACGCGACCUUCCUUCGGCGCUUCGCGCCCGCCGGCAGACGGUGUCGGCUCGCUCGCCGAGGACGCCGAGGCGCCCGCGUCGCCGGCCGGUGCUAUGCAGCGCUCUGCCAGCCAGCGCUCGAAGAAGGGCGACUCGCUCUCGCGCUCUGCUUCCACGAGCACCGCGAAGCGCGCUUCUGCGCCGCCCGCCGGCUAUCAGCUCUACCAGGGCAAGGGGCUCAGCCUGCCGCCGGGCAUGUUCGCCACGACCGUUGCCAGCUCGUCGCAGCGCCGCUCCAGCGUGACCUCGGACACGACUGCGAUCAUCCUGCCCGACGACACCGUCCCGCGGCGCAAGAAGAGCAAGAAGAGCUCCAGUAAGAGCAAGUCGGGCUCCUCCAGCGCAGCGCAGGCUGGAGUGCCCCCCGUGCCUCUUGUGCCCGAGCAGCUUCGACGAGGAAGCGACGCUGGAUCUGACUUCGGCUCCAACGCUUCUGCAGCACACUCGAUCUCGCGCUCCGCUUCUCCGACGCUCAGUGUCUCUGCGCCAGGCUCCGUCGUGUCCUCUGCGGCGGGAAGCGCGGUGUCGAGCACCUUCUCAGAGGCCUCAUCCUCGCGCGGUGGCCUGCAGCCCAACCAGCCACGCAAGAUCCGCACGCUCUCCGCCGGACCGAGCGGCCAGGCGCGGACGGCCGUGAUGUCCGCCAUCAGCGAGUGGGAGAGCAGCCCGAUCAGCCUCAGCCCGCACAGCGGUGCACCCAGCCCUGGCUCGCACUCGCCGCGUCGUCUCAGCGUCGCCGAGAGCCCGUACAUGGCGCAGGACCCAAGCCAGAUGAGCCCCUACGCCCAGAGCCUCAGCUCGUACUCGAUGGUGUCACAGAACCUCGGCACGGCCACGCGCAGCAACAGCAGCAUCGUCAGCGGCGUCACCCCCGCCAUGGUGCGCGAUGCGCCGCUCGGCUCGUCGACGGACACGUACCUGCCAGUGCCGCGCUCGCGUCUCAGCGUCGACGGCCGCAACUCGCCCGCGCUGCGCAUCGACGCUUCGCCGGGGCCGAUGAGCCUGGACGGGCACUCGCGCGGGCCAUACGCCGAGUCGUUCGUCUCGCGAGACUCGAGUCCUUCUGCAUCGCAGUCGGCAAUGAGCCUGCCGUCAGUGCCCGUCUCGUCGUCCGCGUAUCGGCCGCGCGACCCGAUGCGCGCCAGCAACACGAUCGACGACCGCCUCUACGCGCGCACCACGAUGAACACGAUCUCGAUAUCGAGCGGCGCCUUCCGCAGCCCGAGCCGCAGCGGCAAGCGUGCCUCGAUUGAUGCGACGCAGGGCACUGGUGCCGUCACUGGGCGCGCGUCCAUGGACGCCCUGCCGGAGCAGCUGCAGGAGGAUCUGGCGAACACCAAGAUGGCGCUCACGGCGCACACGCCGCCGCCGCGCAAGAUCAGCUCGACGCAGGUGCUGUGCCAGAUCAUCGCCGUGUCCAUCGACGAGCUCGACCGCAUGCUGCUGCGCGAGAAGGUGCGCACCGAGUCGGCGUACGGCUUCGUGCCCGGCCGCAGCUUCUGCGGCCGCGUCAUGGAGACGGGCUGGGAGGUGAAGCGCAUGCGCAAGGGCGACAUCGUCUUCGGCCUGCAGUCGAGCCGCAAGUGCGGCGCGCUCGCCGAGUUUAUGGUCAUCCAGCAGGACCUCGUCGCCAAGGCGCCCGAGGACUGCCUCACCACGGAGCAGAUCGCCGCGCUGCCGUCGACGGGCGUCAUGGCGUACCAGCUCAUGACGAACCACGCCUCGCAGCUGGCGCGUGGCGCGCGCGUGCUCAUCAUGAACGCGCACGACGGCAUCGGCCUGCUGACGAUGCAGGGCUGCGCGCCGCUGGGCCUCAUCAUCGUCGCGCACUGCCCCGAGAGCAUCUCGGACGGCGUCGCCGUGUGCGAGGCCAACGGCGCGCACGAGGUCGUCAUCGGCGAGCCGCUGUGGGCGCUCAACUCGCUGCACGAGUCGAGCUUCGACCUCGUCAUCGACACGAUCGGCGGCCGCCGCAUGUACGACGCCGCGCGCCGCAUCCUCGCCAACGACGGCCAGUUCGCCACGUGCUUCGGCGACGAGCACAACACGGCCAACCCGAACCUGCGCUCGCAUCUGCGCUCGCUCAAGCGCAGCUUCUUCAAGAAAGACCGCAAGAACAUCGGCUACGAGUGGGUGGGCGCCGACCAGGGCGAGGACUGCCGCGAGGCCCUCGAGGCCGUGCGCGCGGCCGCCGAGGCGGGCGACAUCUGCCCGCGCCUGCGCUCCAUCCUCGCCUUCUCCGACGCCCCGCGCGCCUUUGACGCCGUCAUCCGCGGCGCCGACGAGGAGCCGGGCGCCAUCGUGGUGCGCGUCUCCUGAGCAGCGGCGCUGCACUCUCCUUCUCCCACGUCUCCACCUCGCCUCGCUCCCCUAAUCUUCCGCUGCCCACGACACGCUGCUCUCGCCCUCACGUGCUUCUCCCUAACGCUAUUUGUCUCUCUGGAGCACGUCGCGCAGUCGCCCAGCCGCCGCGCCAGUCCCUCCCGUCACGAAAAUGCAACGCUGAGCUGGAUGAAAUGCUUGCAUGUCU